AGAACAAUCAUUCUAUGAAAUAUUCGAAGAAAUGCAUAAUCGUUAGUGAGGCAGCAUUGUAAUUCAAAUGAGUGAUUAAAAAUUUCGGUCUAGUGUAUUUUCCACCUUAGAAUUUAAAUUAAUCGCAAGUAACGUAUUAAAUUUCAGAUACAUGUUUCAUUACAAGAGAUACAGUGAAUAAGGAAAAAGUAAUCAAACGUGAACAAUUAUAAUAGUAAGAUUUAGUAAACUUAAUUUCGUUUUAGUCUGUUUAUUAGGAAUGUCGCACAGUGAAACAUUAUUAUUUAUUCGACAACGUUUAGGACACGAUUUAUGGACAAUCGACCACAUUCUGCAAGUUUUACUCCCAUAAACUUAAUUUCUUCUCCUUAUUAACUGAGUUGGAUUUUUUUUUACUUACAGAGACUGUAUUUGAAUGAGUUUGUAGGUUGCACUACCUCCUUAUUACAAGCCUUAUUGAUAAUCCUAUACAAUGUCUCCGAAAUACCCUCUCUAUGUCAUAAGUCUGUCGAGGUUUCAAGUUUUUGUUUCACUAUCUUCCCAUUAUUAGUAUUUUUUUAAAAACUAUUAGCACGCUAGUCUAAGAUUAUUCGCGCGUGACCAGAAUCAAGCAUACCAAGGCACAAGCGGCUUUAUAUUAGCCUUCAUCAGAGCUUAACUCCAGUUAUAAAACUGUUGCGCAGAGGACAGCGACUGAUAACAAAUUAGUUCUAGUUUUGGACUGUUCUGAAUUUUCGAAGCCGCAGACUAACAGGACAUAAAUGCCUACUGCAUUUCAGGUACUCAAGAAUCUUCUGAACACUUGUUUGCUUGUGUCGGAUUCUGAAGUGUUCCAAGCGUCAAAUGAGGUACAUCGAGAUGCUAUGACUGGUGCUGGGUUUGAGUUCAUGUUCAACUCUUUGAAGAUUCUAUACAGCCAAAGUAAUCAGCAGAAUUUCAAGUGACUCACUUUAAUUCUAGCACUUUCAAAGUAUUCCAGACAAUGACUUAAAUGGUUAUCCUUUUACUGCCAUGUUUUACUUCAAUAUUCUGAAAUCCGAACUAUUUAGAUAAGAAACUUGAUAAUAAACACUUUGUUUUCCUUUGCAUUUAAGAGUUCACGUACACCUUCACCAGUGAAACAAACACUAACACAACGGUUGAAUCCAUUUCCAUGUAUUUUCAAAGGACUAUCGAGAAGUCGUACGCUUGAAAGUUUUGGUUCUGGAUUAUUACCAUCAGUUGAUAAAAGUUAUUUUAUCGAAUCUGAACCAGAAACAAUCCAUCACAAUGGGAAUGAUUAUUUCUCAGUGCCUCAACAUUCACCUAAAGAAAAGACAUCUAUUAUGAGGUAUAUGAAAAAUGUGGGUAGUCGUGACAAAUUCGUAAUUUUUGAUUCACCAAAUAAUGAAAAUGCUUCCGAUGAUUUGAAGUGUGAUAAUCAAGCAUCACCGGCUAAUCAAAGGUUCUCUGUGAAUCGUCAUGUGGUGAAUAGUGACCAAGUUUCUUCACAGUGGUCAUUAGGGCCAUCUGAAGGACUUUUGUCAAACCAUGGUCUUAAAUUCGCACCCAAUACUCCACCCUUACCACCUAAAUCAGUAAAUUCUGGAGCAAGAUACGCGAAUGUAAUGAAAGAUCAGAACUUUGGUAGUUGUUCAUCUUAUCUAGAUCAGAAACGAACAGUCGAACAACCAAGACCAUCUCGUCAAAACGCUGUGGCUACUGAAAGUCAUAAGAACUGCAAACCAGAAAAAAGUGCAUCACCUAUUUUAGCUUUUGACGCAAAUCGUGUUUGUGAAAACAGACAAGGUGCCGUCAGAUUUCAAGAAAACAUAGGUAACUUCAGUGUCUGGAAGAAAGAUGAGUACUUUACAGAUUUUGCAAGUAUAAGCCAAUCCACUGAAUGUAAUCCUGAAGAUCAUUCUGAAAGGGCUCACUCUACUGAUUCGUCAAAAACUCCUGUUCCAGUUCAUUUGGAGAACAUGAAGAUCAACCACCAUAAAGCGGCAGAUACAGCAAAUGUACAUACAACGUACGACAACGGGUGUAAUCUUUCAGCUGCAGAAUAUGAUGUGCCUGCUGAUACUGCUGGUCAAAGAGAUUCUAGUCCCAUAUCUCUCAUGCGUGAUAUAUACUCAAAGCAGAAAUGCUUUAAUGGAACAAAAAGCCCCAUCUCAUCCCCACACAAGCCUCCACUUGUUUUAAAUGCACAACAGGUAAUUGCAGGGCAGCAAUAUCAAGAAAGGAAGAUUCAAAGAGGGGACAGGUCAGAAGAAAGUGAAAAAGAACAACAUAUCAAUCCAAAUUCUGCCAAUUAUCAGGGAGUAAAUGGUGAUUACGAUGAAUCAUUUAACGAUCUAUUCCCUGUGAAAUGUCAUUUGAAUGGGCUUAAGGCAUAUGUUUCUCCAAGUCAAGCGAAUUCACCAAUCAAUUUGACGUUAGCGACAAACACUGAAAACGUUUCAUUCAAAUCAGUACAACUGGAAGAAGUGAAAAACCUUGAAGCGUUUACUUCAAGUAAAGGCGGUGAAGAUCUCAGCUUGGAUAAGCAUCGAAUCAUGUCCAAUGGUUUUCAAAACCCAAACAAUGGAAGUCAUAGUACAACAUCGCAUCUAACUGUCCCUACCUCAUUUCAUGAUUCAGAUGUAAACAUAUCCAGUAUUUCAAAAGAAAAUAUGCUUACUUUAGCCACUAACCUGUUAAUGCAAUCAAGUAUACUGCAACAGUAUGGGUCUCACUUAAUUAUGUCCCCAAAUAACUUUCUUCAUGAUGAUUCAUUCUCAAGUUACUCUCGACAGCAUUCACCAUCACAGGUACAUAAACUGUACACUUAUAAUCUUGAAGCCAAACGUAAGCCUACAAACAAUAAGUAUUCUUCAGAUGUUUCUGUUGCUGUACAUGACAAAACUGUAGAAGUAAAAGGAAAUAACAACCUAGCGAAUUUGAAACCAACAAACAAGCCAUCAAAUACAAAGCAUCACAAUGGAGUAAGUAUUCCAGUACAUGGAUGUAAAAAAACUCAGGCGACAGUACACGACAUGGAAUAUUUUGAAUCAUACCCUUCGCUUUUUGAUGUUCUACAUCACUGUGAUAUUUACCGUGUGUUACUGGAUCCAAAUCUUCCAAGUUUGAGCGAUCAACUUGGUUUAAAUUUGUGCUUAACCAAAUUCCCAUUGGAUGAUGUACAAAGAGCUGACACUCUUCAGAAAUUGAAAAAUAAUGAGAUUUACGAGAAAGGAAUGUCGAACGAUAGCAUCAAUAGUAUUCAAUCACUUAGUAAUCCAAAAGGUCCAAAAGCACGAAUUCGGUCACGUAAAGGUGGUGCUUUCCAGCCGGUAGAUAUUAAACGAUCAGAUAUGGGAUUUGAUGUGGUGACCAUUGAAAGCAUUGAACCCGAUUCACCUGCAAGUUUUGAAGGUAGCCUUGCACCAGGUCACAUAAUUUUGGAAGUUGAUGGUAAAGAUUUACUUCGUCCUCACUAUUUCAAAGAUGCUAAUGGGAAUCGGAUGAACAUUCUUGAUGUAGCACAAAAUCAACUUCAAGCCGCUCGUCAGGCUGCUUUAACGGGUGAAAUUCCACAUAUCCGUAUAACAGCAGCUCAAUAUCACGCGAAUUUCGGUUUAGCUAAUACUGCAAAUAAUCCAGAACGCUUAAGUUCUUCUUUACGAUCGAAAAAUGGCGUUAACGGAAAGAUCCAGCCCAUAUCAAUUUUUCAGUCAGGAAAUAAUAACCAUAAUGAAAAUAAUAAAUGCUCUAAAAAACAUAAUAACGUUCAUAUUGAUAGACCUGAAAGUACUUCACAGACUGAAUACCUUACUCAAACACAUGAAUGCUACAAUACUCCAAGAGAAACCCCAUAUCAAAGCGAAAUAAAUAGCAAAUCAAUCUCUGAGUUGACAGAUUACAGCGAAGAUGGUGUCAAUUCAUUGAAAAGUAAACUGAUAUGGUUCCCUCAUCAUAAAGAUGAAUACUCCAGCCGAUCACCGUUUGAUCCUAGAAGUCCUGAAUUGUCUGUUCGGUUAUGAAACACACCAGUUGUUGAAAACCAUGUCAGCUAUAAAUUAGUUAGAAAGUUUCACAGAUUUGAACAAAGUGCCGACAGUUUCUAAUGAAUUCUUUGUUGUUACAAACAUUUAAGUGAUAGAUGCCUGGAGUAAAUUUAGCUAUCACUUUCCAAAUUUCCAAUUGCUUACAAACUCUUAUGUAUCAUAUUCUUAUAUCGAACAUGUUCUACUUGUUUAAAUGACACUAAAUCAAUGUAAAAUUAUUGUUUUUCAACAUUAUAUGUUUCAGUAUUUCAGUU
Heterobilharzia americana is the source of this 4282-nucleotide messenger RNA. The record is from the annotation of a GenBank genome assembly. NCBI's taxonomy places the organism in Eukaryota, Metazoa, Platyhelminthes, Trematoda, Strigeidida, Schistosomatidae.